This is a messenger RNA of Rotaria sordida, 324 nucleotides long. NCBI's taxonomy places the organism in Eukaryota, Metazoa, Rotifera, Eurotatoria, Philodinida, Philodinidae. The record is from the annotation of a GenBank genome assembly.
AUGACAAGUGAAGCAGAUGUUCCAUUUAAUUCUAUAUCAGGAAUAUGGAUGGGUGAAGCACAACCAGCUGAAGAAUUUGCUGACUUUUUCAUUCCUAUUAAUCCAAUCCGUUGAGACUUUAAAGAUCAGCAAAUUAUCUAUUGUGCUAAUUAUUUUUCAAUGCCACAAUAUGGUGAAUAUCAUCUUUAUUCAUAUUCAUAUCAACUGCAACAUUAUGAUCGUAUAACAAAUAAUUUUCCAGGUGGAAUAUUUACAGGUGUUUGUAAAGUGUCAUUAUGGGAUAAAUGUCCUUUUGAACAUGAAUUUUUUCUUCGAAUUACUUAA